AUGGCUACAAAAGGAAAGGCCACCAUGUCAAAACUGUCAAUCCCCAAGAGGCACUCCCAAGGAUCAAGGUCACAAUCAUAUCAAAGCUCUUCAGCCCAAGAUUUUGUGGACAUUCCAGCCAGGACACAAGAUGAUGAUUUUUCCCAAGGCGACAAUUUUUCGAUCUCUCCUGGGCUCAACGGAUCAUGUCAAUUUGAUAACAUGGGCAACUGGGCCAUCAGCGAUGCCAUGUUAACCUGUGCUGAUAUUAGCACAGCCAGCGAGGCAACUGAUGAGUCAUUUGACACUCAAUCACUUUCAACCACUGAUUAUGAUAUGCAAGAAUCCCAAAUGUUGACAUUCGCCCCGUACACACAGCCCCUCUUUUCAGGAUCCGCAGACCACACUACCUUUUCGGAUAUCAACCCAAUUCAGGAUGCGACCGCCAGCUGCGAGAGCCCGCAGAUGGCAUUUAGGAAUUCCCAUGGGUUCCAAACCGUUUCCGGUGCUAUGGGAUUUUCUGUCAAGAAUGAGUCAGGCCACAUUACUAGUGAAAAUGGACAUGAGAAUGAGAAAUGCCAGAUGGAAUUCGACCCAGCUCACCAAGGAAUGAAGAACUCCGACUCAUUGGCUGUCUCCAGCCCCUGGUGCCAGUCAGCAAUGAGUGAUGAUACCUCCACUGGAAAUGUAGUUCAUAUGUCGAAUCUGUACACCCAGAUACCAGCUACCCCUCCACUUACUGAGGCCGGUCAAGAUAUACCCGUUACUUCAGCCUGCUCCCCCUCAAACUUUUCUCCUUACGCCGGACAUGAUGACUCUCCUUUUGUUGAUACUACCUAUCUUUCAGGCCAGAACUUCCCAAUGAACGGCUUCUAUCCUCUCAGCCCACCGCUGAGCGCCAAGGAUUAUAACAGGUACAUUGGUUUUUUCAUAACAUAUCUACGCUUGGGGCUUGAAAAACUAACGAAGUUUGGUAUAUAA
Trichophyton rubrum CBS 118892 is the source of this 960-nucleotide messenger RNA. RefSeq lists its product as uncharacterized. The record is from RefSeq and is a predicted model, not a curated record. The transcript has a single exon. Lineage: Eukaryota; Fungi; Ascomycota; Eurotiomycetes; Onygenales; Arthrodermataceae. The coding region runs from base 1 to 960 and encodes 319 amino acids.